UCAUUGGAGAUUAUUUGCAUUCAAGUGGCUCUUUGGAUUAUCUUUAGGUUUACAUGGACUGUGGUUUUGUCAGUGUUGUACCUGGCACUAUUCGUUGUUUCUGUGGAACUGCGUCUUGUGGUUUUUUAAAGAGAAAGAAUGUGCUUUUUUUAAAACCAUCUGCUUAUAGUAGGAUUGUCUUUUUACGAGGUGUGCGUGGAAGGAAGGAAAGUGUCUCUAUUCCGUUUUCUAUGAAAAUUUCUGAGGACGCAGUAAAACUUAUUGUUGUGACGGGAAACAAUAUCGAGCUCACGGAAGCUUUGCAUAAGUAUGUCGAAGAAAAGGUUGGCAAAGCUAUUUUAAAGUACAUUCAUUUCGUCGUCAAAGUAGAAGUUCAUCUGUCCGUUGCUCACAAUCCCUCUAUCAAGUUGCGUCACACUUCGGAAGUAACUGUGUUUGCAAGGAAGCAUGUUCUUCGGGCUUCGGAGACUGCGGAAACGAUGUAUGCAGCAAUAGAUCUAGUUUCGGACAUAACUGAAAGAAAACUUCAACGCUAUAAAGAGCGAUUGCAUGAACCUAUACAUGGUCCGAAAACCAGCGAUAUUGCUGUCAAUCCUAUUCCAGAAACGGAUCUGGUUUCGAGAAGGCCUUCUCGUGGAGAUGAAGAGGAGUGGAAAGAAUUGGUUGACAAAUAUUCUAGUGAUAAUUUGCUAGACACGCUCAGUCCUGAAGAUAAAGUGGUGAAGAGAAAGUCGUUUCCAGUUCCUCGUCAAACUGUUGCCGAAGCUGUGUUAUGCUUGGAAUACAUUGAUCAUGAUUUUUAUGUGUUUAGAAAUAGUGAAACUGGGGAGGUUAAUAUUGUUUACAGACGUAACCAUGGAGGUGUAGGUUUGAUUGUCCCUGAAAGAGAAAGUUGAUGAUGAUUGAUCGUUUUCUAUGGAAUAAAUGGGUUAAAACUUGCCAAAAAAAUAAUAUAUUUGAGAUUUGUACU
Molecule: messenger RNA, 970 nt
Organism: Galdieria sulphuraria
Lineage: Eukaryota; Rhodophyta; Bangiophyceae; Galdieriales; Galdieriaceae
Product: plastid-specific ribosomal protein PSRP-1 precursor
Exons: 2
Coding region: 54-896 (280 amino acids)
Biological process (GO): negative regulation of translational elongation; primary metabolic process
Cellular component (GO): cytosolic small ribosomal subunit
Molecular function (GO): ribosomal small subunit binding
Source: RefSeq, a predicted model, not a curated record